Rotaria sordida is the source of this 1233-nucleotide messenger RNA. Lineage: Eukaryota; Metazoa; Rotifera; Eurotatoria; Philodinida; Philodinidae. The record is from the annotation of a GenBank genome assembly.
AUGCGUGAUAUCAUGUGUAAAAGUAAUUUGACACGUUCGUUGAAUGCCAUGCGAAGGCUGUUUCCGGAUGAAUAUGAUUUCUAUCCAAAAACGUGGUUUCUGCCUGAACAAACUGAACAAUUUCAAAACGAUGCUCGCUCAAUACAUAAAAAGGAUCAAAGUCGACGACGACCUUUAACAACUUUCAUCGUCAAGCCAUCGGAUGGCUCAGAAGGUGAAGGUAUCUUUUUAAUUCAAGAUUCAACUCGCUGUACGAUGGUUAAUCGACCGUACAUCAUUCAAGAAUACGUUGAUCGACCAUUACUAAUCAAUGGUCUUAAAUUUGACAUGAGAAUCUAUGUACUGAUUCUAAAAUUGGAUCCAUUGGAAGUUCUACUCUAUGAUGAAGGUCUAGCACGCUUCGCUACUGUCGAAUAUCAAGCUCCGUCGAAGAAAAAUCUUCAUGAAUCAUUCAUGCAUUUAACCAAUUAUUCAUUGAACAAGCGCAGUGCCAAUUACAAACAUGCCUCGGAUGAGAAACAAACUGAUGCUAGCAAGCGAAAAUUGAAUGUUGUUUGGUCACAACUAGGUCAACUAUUCAGUCCAAGCGAAAUUGAACAAACCAAAGAAAUGAUCGAAGACAUGAUCAAUAAGACUGUCUUAGCCAUCUUACCAGAACUUCGUAUUCAAUAUACCUUGGAGUUACCAAUGACUCGCAAACAGAAUCAAUGCUUUCAGAUUAUUGGUUUCGAUAUUAUUCUCACUGAUCAACUAAAACCAAUGUUGCUUGAAGUCAAUGCAAAUCCUUCGCUAUGCAUCGAUUUCGAUCAUGUCAAUGAAGCUGGCAAAUAUGUCCACGAGUUAAGUCCCAUCGAUGAAGAAAUCAAGAAGCCACUCGUCUUAGAAACAUUGAAACUCGUGAUACGACGCCGUAAUCAGUCUAGAUCGAAUGCUCGGGGAUAUAAAGCUAUGAGUAAUCGACCAUUUCGUAAUUUCGCAAGCAUUUGUGGCAUUAUCGACGAAUCAAUUACUAUGCCAAGUAUUGAUUUGCUCUACAUUCAAAUCUUUAACAAAUGCAAAGAAUACGCCUCGCAAUCUCCUGCAACUGGACUAAACUUUUCGGCAUUUGUUGAAGCCUUUUUUCUAGUUGCUCAACGUAAAUAUCCGACUUCUUCGAGUCUUCUUGAGAUUGUCACUGAGUUGGUUGAGUCAUGUAUUCAUCACUUGGAUCUUGUUGUCGACGAAUCUCUCUAA